AGGUAUUUGAAGAAAUAUUGGCGAGUGUUCUCUGUAGUGCAGAAACAAACGAGUGGCGUCUUUUAAGAUCGUCUACGGAACUGUUUUAUUAUUAUGAGCUAUGCUAAUGCUUCUGCCUGACCUCGUCACGCCUCGAUAUUAGGAUUCUGAUCCACUUUUCGUUUCAGAUCUAAAACAUAACCUGCGGAGUAAACAACGUGGACGAUCGUCGUGUGAAAAAAAAUCUACAAUUAGUGAAGCGAUACUGCGCUUCCGAACAACUUAAGAUUAAUUAGUUCAUUGUUCUAGUCUUGACAAUAUGAAGAGGAUACAGCUAUUAGUUUUAGUACUAUCAAUUCUAAGCGCGGUGUUGUGUUCCCCCUUCGACGAUGGAAAGUACAAACCGAAAUCAUGGGGUGAAUAUGACGAUGGCAAAUAUUACCGACCACAUGAUGAAGGAAAAUAUAUUCCUGGAGACGAGGGUCGAUACACUUAUAUAUACAAACAAGGCAACUGGCCUAUAGAUGGUACUUACAACUAUAAAGAUGGAGAAGAUGACCCUUAUAUGGGCUAUAGAGUGUAUGCUAGUCGAUACCCGUACGUGCAUGGCGUGAUAAAAGGUUUAAUUGAUAAGUAUGUGUCAUCGGACAAUCUACAAUUCGGUGAAGCGACUGAGGGUAGCACGAACCACUACAGCAAAGUUUACGCGGAUAAGGAAAUAGCAGUCAAAUGUAAAUACCUAAUGCCUAAUGCCAAUGGAUCGGAAUUUACAACACAAUACCCACCGAAUAUGAAGAUAAAGAAAGGAGAGAAAUUGGGUUCUUUCUACAGUUACAAGGGAUCUAAAGUGUUAAGUACUAUAUCAAAUGCCCUCACAAACAAAAUGAAACUAGAAUACGAAGUCUUCGUAAGGGUUGUUGAAGACAUAUCAUCGCCUACUACCAAAGUUCCUACGCCUUUGAAAAAUGAAGAAAUUAAAUCGCCCCUUAUUAUACUUAGACCCUCUAGUUACGCCAAAGUUGAAUCAACAACUAAUAAUAUUGUUAAGGAUUCCAUAAAGGAAAUUGUAAAAUCAUUGAUCGUUGAUGAAGUGUUGCCAACAGUUGCCGGUAUCAAGCCAUCAACUGCUGAAGAUUUAAAAUUGACGAUUGGUGAUGUACAAUUAGUACCAAAUGAUGAAGUAGAAACAAAACCUACGCUACCAUACGAGAUGUUUUCUAACGCGUAUAUAACAACCACUGAUAAUGCAGACGUUUUAUCUCAAGAGGCAGCCACCGCAACAGUGACUGACGGCGGAAAUACUUUAACUCAAAAAGAUGCAACUGCCACAGCAACGGACAGUGGAUACAUUUCGACUCAAAAAGAUGCAACUCUUACAGCGACGGACAGUGCUUACAUCUUAACCCAGAAUGAUGUAACAUUAACAGCAACGGACAGUGGAGAGAAUCCAACGCAAAAAGGUGGAACUGUUACAGCAAGAAACAUUCUUGAUAUUUUGACACAAAGCGCUGCAACUGUUACAGAAACGGACAAUACUAGAAUUUUGGCUCAAGAAGCAGCAAUAAUAACAACCACUGACAACAUACGAGUAGAUGUACAAGUUUUUACAGACAACGAUUCAAAUGUAACGAUAACUGACUUACUAUCGACGACCGAGGGUGGAGAACGAGUUUGGAUUAAAAUGAAGAUCUUAUUGGUCUUUUUGUUAGCUGCCUUCAGCAUUGUUAGGAGCGACGACGAUGGACGAUACCGACCUGAUUUUAACUAUGGACGAUACAGUUAUUCUGGCGAUGGACGAUACAACAAUUUUGGAAGAUUCAAUAACUACUACAGGAACAAUGGUAGAUAUAACUACAGACCUUAUCAAGGAUUGUUGUCACCGUACAGCGUAACAAGCGAAAACUACAGAAACAUUGUGCCGCAACUUACCCAGACUCCUAGUCCGGUUACCGUCCGACCCACGACUUCUAGUCCUGUUUACACACUGCCCACGGAAAGAACAGUUUUACCGACCGUUUUGCCAGUAUUACAGCGAAGUAAUAUACCUGAAGGUAACGCUAGAAUUGUCAGCCAAGACAAUGACUUCGAUGUUAACACCUAUCGCUUCAGUUACCUGACUGAAAACGGAAUCAGUGCCGGAGAAACUGGCUCAGUGGAACAAACUGAAAAUGGUGGUACGAGAGUUACAGGCUUUUAUGAAUACAUCGGUGCUGAUGGUAUUAAAUACAGAGUGGAUUAUACUGCUGAUGAAAAUGGCUUCCAUCCAACUGGUGCGCACUUACCUUAAAUAUUUUCGAAUCGACAUGAAUAAAUGUUUAAAAAGCUACGAAUAAAUCCUUAAAUAUUUAA
Molecule: messenger RNA, 2328 nt
Organism: Papilio polytes (common Mormon)
Lineage: Eukaryota; Metazoa; Arthropoda; Insecta; Lepidoptera; Papilionidae
Exons: 7
Coding region: 299-2266 (655 amino acids)
Cellular component (GO): chitin-based extracellular matrix
Molecular function (GO): structural constituent of chitin-based larval cuticle
Source: RefSeq, a predicted model, not a curated record